AUGGAAAGGCAUGGAAAAAGGACAAGAGCGAGCUUAGGGGUUUUGCUUGAUGAACGAUAUAAAAAUCGAGAAAAAGAAAAUGAGAUAAAAUUAUUUGAAAAUAUAAAAACAGAUAUUAGCAUAAUAAUAAGUGAGCAAUUAAAAAAAAGAUCUAAAAGUGAAUUUGAAUUGACAACUAUUGAAAAAAAAUAUAUUUACUUAAAAUAUAUGACAGAGGAAUUAGAAAAAAUAAUUAAAUCUGAAGAUAAUGAAUUAAAAAAUGAGGAAGAAAUAAUAAAAAAUUAUUUUGAAUAUACAAGCACAAAUUUAGAUUAUAUAUUUAUAAAAUAUAAAAGUAUAGUAACUGAUUUGUCUGAACAGAAUAAUAAUAUGAAAUUAAAAUUAAAAGAAGUAAAAGAAAAUGAAAUAAAUGAAUUUCGAGAAUGUUAUGAGAUUAUAAAAAAGAAAAAUGAAAAAUUAAAAGAAUAUAAGAAUAGUAUUAUUGAUAUUAAAAAUAAAUUAUGUGAUUUAAAAAAAGAGUAUGAAUAUCUUAUAAAAGAUAUUAAAAUAAAAAGUGAAGAAAAAGAUAAUAUUGAAAAAAAUUAUAAAGAGUUACUAAGAAAUAUAGAACAUUAUAAAAAAGAAUUUGAAAAUAUAAAAGAAUGUUGUAAUUUAAAAAUGAGUGAAAAAAAAGAAACUUCUAUAAACUUAAAUAUAAUAGAAAAAGACAUAAAUGAUAUAAACAAUGAAAUUGACAAAUUAUUAGUAGAAAAAAAAAAAAUUACAAAUGAAUUAUCUGAUUUAGAAGAAGAUAAUAAUAAUAUUUUAAAAAAAUUAUUUGACUUUAAUUCAAAUUUAAAUGAAAAAAAUAAUAAGCUAUCUGAGGAAAUUUGUGAAAUAGAAAAUAAAAUAAAUGAAGUGAAAAAUAAAAAAGAAAUGAAUGAAUAUAAUUAUGCACAAGUCGAAUUAAAAUUAAAAGAAGUUACAAAAAUAUGUGAAAAUAAAAAAAAAGAAGAUGAAGAAAUAUCAGAAAUUGUAAAAGAGGCAAGUGAAGCUAUAAUAAGUAAUAUAAAUAUUUUUAAAGAAAAGGAAAAAGAAUCAGUUAAUUGUCAAAAUGAAUAUAAUAUAAUAAAAGAAAAUAAUUUAGACAAAAUAAAUAGAUGUAAUCUAUUAAAUAAAAAGAUAGAACAUGGUGACAUCUCUAUAAAUAACUGUAAAUGUAAUAUUGAAAAAUUGAAAACAGAAUUAAUAAAUAUAGAUGAAAUUAAAGAAAAAAAUGAAAAAAAAAAAUGUGAACUUUUAAGUUUAAUAGAAAUAUCAGAAAAAUUAUUACAAGAUGAAAAAAAUAACUUUUUUAAAAUCUCAAAAUUUUUUAAUUUAAUAUCAGCAUCAAAUGAUGAAUAUAUAAAACUUCAAAAUAAGAAAAACGAUAAAUAUUGUGAUAAUAGUGUAAUAAAAAAAUAUAAAGAAUUAGAAAAUAAUUUAAAGACAUUAUGUAAAGAAAUAAAUGAGAAAAAAAAUUUAAUUGAUCAUGUUAUUCAAAAUGAUAUAAAUAAUAUUAAAAAUACAAUUGAAAAUUUUGAAAUAAAUUUAACUUCCUCUAAAGAAGAAAACCAAAAUAUUAAUGACAAACUUGAAAUAUUAUUAAAUGACUAUAAAAGUUAUGAAAAGGAAUUAGAUGCAAAUGAUACGAACUAUGAAAACAAAAUAAAAGAAAUAUCCUCGGAUUUAGAUAUAAAAUAUGAAAAACUUACAGAAACAUUAGCUAGCCAUUUAAAAACAAAACAUAUAGAACACAAUAAAUUUUUAAAACAAGGAGAAAAGGAAAAGCUCGAAUUUAAUUUCCAGUUAUACAAAUCUGAAGUUAUUUUGCAAUUAGAAAAAGAAAAAGAAGAAAAAAAAAAAAAAAUUGAAGAAAUUCGUAAAGAGUUGAGAGUGCAUCAGCAAAAAUAUGCUUCAUUGAAAAAGGUUUGA
Molecule: messenger RNA, 1953 nt
Organism: Plasmodium berghei ANKA
Lineage: Eukaryota; Apicomplexa; Aconoidasida; Haemosporida; Plasmodiidae
Product: conserved Plasmodium protein, unknown function
Exons: 1
Coding region: 1-1953 (650 amino acids)
Source: RefSeq, a predicted model, not a curated record